This is a messenger RNA of Trichomonas vaginalis G3, 1218 nucleotides long. Its product is annotated as phosphoprotein phosphatase protein. The transcript has a single exon. Bases 1 to 1218 code for a protein of 405 amino acids. Lineage: Eukaryota; Parabasalia; Trichomonadida; Trichomonadidae. The record is from RefSeq and is a predicted model, not a curated record. Gene Ontology annotation, molecular function: protein serine/threonine phosphatase activity. Gene Ontology annotation, cellular component: cytoplasm; nucleus.
AUGAAUCUUGGAGGAGAUCCGAACGCUCAAGCUUUUGCUAAAAAACUUUUUGGCUAUUUCACUACAUGCCUCCAAGUUAAGCCAUCUGAUGUCAAUCAAAUCGGUGUUUCAAUUGCCAUCCCAACGUUUACGGCUGACGAAUGUGAACAAUUAUGUGACUACGUUAAACCCUAUUUACUCAAUCAACCUGCGAUAAUGGAGCUUACGACUCCAAUCUAUGUUGUUGGAGAUCUCCACGGGAAUAUCUACGAUUUAAUCAGAAUUCUAGUUUUGGCUGAUCUUCCGCCAAGAACAAAAUUCCUCUUUUUAGGUGACUACGUUGACAGAGGACCAUACUCUGUCGAAGUAGUUAUGCUCUUAUUCUGCCUCGUCAUUCUUUUCCCAUCAAAUAUUUAUCUCAUCCGUGGAAAUCAUGAAUUCCGAAAUAUUAACGAUAUGUAUGGCUUUAAAUCACAAGUUCUUGAUAUUUACGGCAUAGAACCUCUAUGGGAACGUUUUAAUAAGGUCUUCGAUUGUUUGCCUUUUGCGGCCAUCAUCAAUGGAACAUAUUUUUGUGUUCAUGGCGGCAUAUCAUCAGCAUUACGUGACCUCACACAGAUUUCUUCUGUUAAAAGGCCCAUUAAUUUCUGUGAUUCUCAAGUUCUCAAAGACAUUCUUUGGUCCGAUCCGAACGAAAGCACAAUGUGGUUUGAGGAAUCCGCUAGAGGUGAUGGUGCCUUAUUUGGCCAUCUCGCAAUCGACGAUUUUCUCAAAAGAUUUAACUUUACAAAACUUCUUAGAGCUCACCAAUGCGUCAAAUUAGGUAUAGAGCGAUUAUUUGGUGAUAAAGGUCUUACAAUCUUCUCCAGCUCUGCUUAUGAUGCAGAUGUUGAUAAUCGCUGUGGUUUAGUAUUCAUUGCCAACGAUGGAAACAUACAGACAUUCUCUUUGCCACCAAUCACACCUAUUCCUCGUGAAAAUGCUUACCUAGAAAAAGGAUCUCUCUUGAAACAUAUGAAAGUCAUGUCAACUUCGAAACUACCAGCUUGCCAGAUUGUUCGAUCAAUCCCGUCUACGUUGCAUUCCAAUACAAGAAGGAAGGCAAAGUCUACAAUUCUGUUUCAUCCUGUCCAAGGUUCGAAGUCUAUGUUCUCGCUAUCUUCUGUCUCUGGAAUUGACGGUAAAGUAAUUUCUAAGACGAAAUCAGAUGCGGGACUUAACGAAUUAGAUCAAAAAUGA